CAGGAAGUAAGAGAAAGCCGUGGCGGGAACAAAUCAAAACAAACCACGUUAACUUUUCUCAAGCUACAUUUACCUUUAACUGUAAGAUUCAGAGGAUAUUUGACACGGGAACAGCCCAGGCAUGAGCAACCCACACCUGGACGAGUGGCAGAGGAGGUCCUUUGACAUUUCAUCUGGCACCAGCACCCCUCAACAGACGGCCGACUCGUUCAGAGCCCACAUCUUCGACAUUCAGUAUGCAUGGGCAAGCCACCAGCUAACUCAAGCCGCGCAAACCAGGCUGCUACGGACAUACACCGAAUGCUAUGCUGCCGUGCUAGACUCGGAUGACCCCAAAAAUGGGUUAAACAACUAUGCAGAGAGCGCCUUGCAUUUGGCCAGAAGUCAGAAAAACCACAGUGAAAAGUGGGAGUCGGGGCUAAGCUUGGAGGGGCUACUGAAGAUGCCAUGCGUGCAGAAGAUGGUACAAGCAAAAAGUAAAGUGAAAGAGAAAACGAUAAAACCAGAGGAUGAAAAUAUAACAGUUGGACAAGAUGGCCAAAGUUUGUCUUUUCCAGUAAGAGCUGAGAAUGCAGGUUUCACAUCAACAACACAGCAAUAUACCAUGCCAAAACAAGCCAGUAGUACUUCCAUGAUUGCAAGUUCUUCUUCUACAUUGGAGCAAACAAAAAGCUUUGCAGGUAAUUCAAAUACUAGACACACAUCUCACCCUGUGUUUGGUAAUCCAUCUUCAGCUCAGAACUCAUUUUCGGGUCAUCCUAACUACCAUACUCCUACUUUUUCUAACCAAAACACUCAACCUACAUUGCCAAAUUCAUCUAAACGAAAGAACUUCUACAAUUCUGAAGCGGGAGAGACCAGUAGAGGGCAGUAUGGCGGACACACCUCUGCACCAAAACCGGGGAGCAAUUUCAAAACUGCUCGUGAACAAUUAAUCGUUGACCAACAAAAAAAAUACUCAAAUCCACAACAGCAAAGAGGGCAGACACCUGGUUUGGCAGCAGCUAUGAAGAAAUCACUAGGUGCUAAUCGAUCACGCGGAACUUUUUCUAAGUUUGUGUCACCUCUGCCAAGACAGGAAGAUGAACAAAAUACAUCUGCCAACAACAACAUGAACCAGGAUGGUACCAUUUUGGAUGAACGUUUGAAAAAUUUCGAACCAAAGAUUAUUGAAUUAAUUAUGAGCGAAAUUAUGGAUCACGGGCCUCCUAUAACCUGGGAUGACAUUGCUGGACUUGAAUUCGCCAAAACAACAAUAAAAGAAAUCGUGGUUUGGCCAAUGUUGCGUCCAGAUAUCUUCACCGGGUUGCGAGGUCCGCCAAAAGGAAUCCUACUUUUUGGACCACCGGGAACAGGCAAAACGCUAAUUGGAAAAUGCAUCGCUUGCCAAUCUGGAGCUACCUUCUUUAGCAUAAGUGCCUCAUCACUAACUUCCAAAUGGGUGGGAGAAGGUGAAAAAAUGGUACGCGCUUUGUUCGCAAUAGCAAGAUGUCACCAACCAGCUGUCAUUUUCAUUGAUGAAAUAGACUCCUUGUUGUCCCAAAGAUCAGAUAGUGAGCACGAAUCAUCCAGGAGAAUCAAAACCGAAUUUCUGGUCCAACUUGACGGCGCGACGACAGCAGCAGACGAUCGAAUUUUAGUUGUCGGGGCAACGAAUCGCCCUCAAGAAAUCGACGAAGCUGCCAGAAGGCGUCUAGCAAAGAGACUGUACAUCCCACUCCCAGAAGGAGGCGCAAGACGGCAAAUUGUGACCAACCUGAUGUCCAGAGAAAGGAAUAAUUUGAGAGAAAGUGAGUUGGAUAGUAUUGUAGAGGCGACGGAGAGCUUUUCAGGAGCAGAUAUGACACAGUUGUGCAGAGAGGCGGCUUUGGGGCCAAUUCGCAGCAUUCAGUUCAGUGAUAUAGCCACGAUUUCGGCAGAUCAGGUGCGACCGAUCACUUACGCAGACUUCCAGGAGGCACUGAAGACGGUGAGGCCGAGUGUAUCUAGCAAAGAUCUGGAGCUGUACGAGAACUGGAACAAGACCUUUGGAUGUGGGAGAUAG
Periophthalmus magnuspinnatus is the source of this 2044-nucleotide messenger RNA. RefSeq names its product fidgetin-like 1 (gene fignl1). Gene Ontology annotation, molecular function: ATP hydrolysis activity; ATP binding; microtubule severing ATPase activity. The record is from RefSeq and is a predicted model, not a curated record. Bases 122 to 2044 code for a protein of 640 amino acids. The transcript is spliced from 2 exons. Lineage: Eukaryota; Metazoa; Chordata; Actinopteri; Gobiiformes; Gobiidae.